GUCACGUGCUCUAUGUACAUGUAUAGUUUAUCGCUGCUUGACAAUAGUGGAAUGCAUGUACGUGCAAUUUGAGAGUAUACCCUUACGGUUUAUAACACGACCAUCAAGAAACAUCCAGCUAAGAAAUGUCGGAAAACUCGUUCAAGACAUGGAUGGCCGAUUUACCGCAAGAGACAACCCGCGUUCCGCUCUGUUCAUUGGCAAUACCAGGUUCCCACGAUUCUGGAGCCUACUGGCUGGACCGAGCCGGGGGAAUCGCAGAAGACGAACCCUCAAUAAUCCGGACCCUCGCCAACAGCUGCUGCUGUGGCAUCUCCGUGGUCUACCAGUGGGCGCUGACCCAAAAUCUAUCGGUCAAAUGUCAACUGGAGCACGGGGUCCGCUACCUUGACCUCCGACUGUGUGGACGACCCGGAAGUCCCGAUGUUCACGUGGCCCACGGACUUUACGGUCACAGACUACACGAUAUAUUGUUGGAAAUUAAGGAAUUCCUGGACGAGAACCAGAAAGAGUUCGUCAUUCUGGACUUUAAUCAUUUCCACAACAUGACUUCGGUUGAUCAUAGAGAAGUUUUAAUCCUCAUCAUAAAAAUAUUUGGUGUUCAAAUUCUCGGCGGAGAUACUCCAAUGUCAGCAUGGAGUAUAACAUUAGACAAUCUCUGGAAGACUCCAGCCAGACUAAUGGUGUUCUACGGUCACCCGGCCAGAAAUGAGUUCUCCUUCUUUUGGUCAGAGGAGUAUCUGCAAUCGCCAUGGGCCAACACAACUAGUUCAUCGGCCCUUGUUCGUUUUCAUGAAAACAAUUAUUACCAGAGUGUGAGGCGGGGGGAGGGAGAGUUUUACGUGUGGCAGGGGGUCCUCACCCCCUCGACCGGCACUGUUAUAGGUAACCUGUGCUCCUCCCUAGAGAGAAAGCUUGUUCCCCGGGCCACCUCAGCCUUUUUGAAGUGGAUUAAAGACAAAGUGCCGAGUCGCGUGGGAAUCAACAUUUGCUGUGCGGAUUUUGUGGAAAAGUACAAUUUUAUACCCAGUAUUCUUUCAUUAAACAAAAACAUACAAACUUAAUUUAAAUCGAACAUCUCCUCUUACGCAUAUAUUCAGUGUUCUUGCAUCAACUUUUGGAUGUACAAGAUUUGCAAGAAUGAACUUCAACGGCAGACUUAAAUGCAGCUAUACCCAACGACCUCUAAAUCCUUGUAUUCCAUUUCCCUGCGAUCUCAAUUUUCAUCAAUUUUGAAAUGUUCAAGCAAUUAUGUUCUAGGAGUUUUUCAAAUUAAAGUUUGUGGUACAAAUAUA
Molecule: messenger RNA, 1295 nt
Organism: Magallana angulata
Lineage: Eukaryota; Metazoa; Mollusca; Bivalvia; Ostreida; Ostreidae
Product: PI-PLC X domain-containing protein 2-like
Exons: 2
Coding region: 126-1064 (312 amino acids)
Biological process (GO): lipid metabolic process
Molecular function (GO): phosphoric diester hydrolase activity
Source: RefSeq, a predicted model, not a curated record